AUGACCUACAGUGAACAACUUCAUGCCAGCCACUCACCCCAGCCAGCCACCCACCCCAGCCCUCCACCCACCCCAGCCAGCCACCCACCCCAGCCCUCCACUCACCCCAGCCAGCCACCCACCCCAGCCACUCACCCCAACCCUCCACUCACCCCAGCCCUCCACUCACCCCAGCCAGCCACUCACCCCAGCCAGCCACCCACCCCAGCCCUCCACCCACCCCAGCCCUCCACUCACCCCAGCCCUCCACCCACCCCAGCCAGCCACCCACCCCAGCCCUCCACUCACCCCAGCCAGCCACCCACCCCAGCCCUCCACUCACCCCAGCCCUCCACUCACCCCAGCCAGCCACUCACCCCAGCCCACCAGCCCACCCACACCAGCCCUCCACCCACCCCAGCCCUCCACUCACCCCAGCCCUCCACUCACCCCAGCCCUCCACCCACCCCAGCCCUCCACUCACCCCAGCCCUCCACUCACCCCAUCCCUCCACUCACCCCAGCCCUCCACUCACCCCAGCCAGCCACUCACCCCAGCCCUCCACCCACCCCAGCCCUCCACUCACCCCAGCCCUCCACCCACCCCAGCCCUCCACCCACCCCAGCCCUCCACCCACCCCAGCCAGCCAGCCACUCACCCCAGCCCUCCACCCACCCCAGCCCUCCACCCACCCCAGCCCUCCACUCACCCCAGCCCUCCACUCACCCCAACCAGCCACUCACCCCAGCCCUCCACUCACCCCAGCCAGCCACCCACCCCAGCCCUCCACCCACCCCAGCCAGCCACUCACCCCAGCCAGCCACCCACCCCAGCCCUCCACUCACCCCAGCCCUCCACCCACCCCAGCCCUCCACUCACCCCAGCCAGCCACUCACCCCAGCCAGCCACCCACCCCAGCCCUCCACUCACCUCAGCCCUCCACUCACCCCAGCCAGCCACUCACCCCAGCCAGCCACUCACCCCAGCCCUCCACUCACCCUAGCCCUCCACUCACCCCAGCCCUCCACCCACCCCAGCCCUCCACUCACCCCAGCCCUCCACUCACCCCAGCCAGCCACUCACCCCAGCCCUCCACUCACCCCAGCCAGCCACCCACCCCAGCCCUCCACUCACCCCAGCCCUCCACUCACCCCAGCCAGCCACUCACCCCAGCCCUCCACUCACCCCAGCCCUCCACUCACCCCAGCCCUCCACCCACCCCAGCCCUCCACUCACCCCAGCCCUCCACUCACCCCAGCCCUCCACCCACCCCAGCCCUCCACCCACCCAGGCCCUCCACCCACCCCAGCCCUCCACUUACCCCAGCCCUCCACCCACCCCAGCCCUCCACUCACCCCAGCCAGCCACCCACCCCAGCCAGCCACCCACCCCAGCCAGCCACCCACCCCAGCCCUCCACUCACCCCAUCCCUCCACUCACCCCAGCCAGCCACUCACCCCAGCCAGCCACUCACCCCAGCCAGCCAGGCAACCAGCCAACCAGACCAGGGAGUCAUAUUAA
Molecule: messenger RNA, 1500 nt
Organism: Oncorhynchus nerka (sockeye salmon)
Lineage: Eukaryota; Metazoa; Chordata; Actinopteri; Salmoniformes; Salmonidae
Exons: 2
Coding region: 1-1500 (499 amino acids)
Source: RefSeq, a predicted model, not a curated record